AUGACCUUGUUAGCUAGAAGUCUGCCGCGGGCUCGUUCUCUUGCUGGUUUAGAUCGGGAAUAUGAGCUGUGGUGGAUGGGCGCUCGACGAUCGAUACGGAAUUCACUUCUUCCAUUGUGCCUGGAGCCUCGCCAACAGCCGGUCAACGGCUCGCAUUUAUUACAGGCCGAGAUGCAUGAUGAUGAUGAUGAUGAAUAUGAUGAUGAUCAUGAUAAUGAUGAUGAUGUAUACGAUGAUGAUGAUGAUGAUGAUGAUGAUGAUGAUGAUGAUGUUGAUGAUGGUGAUGAUGAUGAUGAUGAUGAUGAUGAUGAUGAUGAUGAUGAUGAUGAUGAUGAUGAUGACAGCCGCAGGCAGGCAUUUUUUCUGAUCUUUCGGUAUAAUCCCUUGGCGUAA
Dibothriocephalus latus is the source of this 393-nucleotide messenger RNA. NCBI's taxonomy places the organism in Eukaryota, Metazoa, Platyhelminthes, Cestoda, Diphyllobothriidea, Diphyllobothriidae. The record is from the annotation of a GenBank genome assembly.